AGGCAAGAGCCAAGAAAAGAUUGGAUAGGGGAGAAUAAAAGGAAGUGAAGUGAAGCAAGCAAGGAAUCAUAACCAAAAUGGCUCUUCUUUCUUCGAUUUCUUCGUCCCCUCGUUCUCCUUCUCCUUUUCUAUUCAACCAUCUUCUGCAUUCUCCUCCUCCUCCUCCUCCUUCUUGCUCCUUCAUUUCCAGGCUUUGCUUCACUUCUUUCAAUCUCAGCACCCAAUUCUCUUCUUCACCCAUCUCUGCAAUGCCUCCUUCUUCCCCCAAAAUCGAUACCUCUUUGCUUACCCUCGACGAGUCUUUCUACGACGACGAUCUCUGGGCCGCUUCCUCCCUCCGCGUCCGCUCCUUUCGCGAAUUCCCCCCCGACACCUUCGGCCUCCAGGAUCUUGUGAAGUGCUUGACUGAGCGCGAAUUUGAAGCACUCAAGGAACGUGUUUCAGGGACAAGAGCAGGCCUUAGAAGAGUCUCUUGCAUAAAUGCUUCCCUUCCGGAAUCGCUUGUAUCAAGGAUUUGCAGUGAAUUAUGCUCUGCAUGUAAGUUUUCUGCCAAUGGAGAAGACAGAAUUGUAGUUGGUACACUUGAUUUAAAUCAGUGCCUCUGCCUACCUGAUGAAAUUUCAGGAACGAAGCCAGAGGUAAUGGGAUCUGAUAUCACAAGGGCAUACCUCAGUAAUGUCUGUGUUGCCAAAGAGUUGCAGAGAAAUGGGUUGGGCUAUGCUCUUCUUGAAAAGGCAAAGAUGGUUGCUUAUGAUUGGGGCAUAACAGAUCUGUAUGUACAUGUUGCUGUGAACAACGAACCAGCUAGGAAAUUGUAUGUGAAGAGUGGGUUUGUAUAUGAAAGUGAUGAACCAGCAUGGCAAGCCAGGUUCCUUGAUCGACCCCGAAGACUCCUCCUAUGGACAGGUCUCUCAAGGGCCUAAUUUUACUGCCAAAUUUUUUCUGUCUAUACUAUAGAAGCUCACUUUGUCGACAACCUUUCUUCAUUCAUAUUCCAUUCUUAUUCUUCCUUUUUCAUUCCAAAUCCAAAUGUAAAUUUUUGUCAUAGUAAUAAUUCUGGAUGACCAAGGAAUUCUUAUGUGCUGAUGAAUUGAAGUUUCUUUAGUUGAGGAAAUACUUAGAUUUCGAAGUCCGUUUGCAUUAA
Molecule: messenger RNA, 1144 nt
Organism: Neltuma alba
Lineage: Eukaryota; Viridiplantae; Streptophyta; Magnoliopsida; Fabales; Fabaceae
Exons: 5
Coding region: 78-923 (281 amino acids)
Cellular component (GO): chloroplast
Molecular function (GO): acyltransferase activity, transferring groups other than amino-acyl groups
Source: RefSeq, a predicted model, not a curated record